CCAAGAUGUCCUUUUCUGCAAGACAUAACCCUAAAGAGUCUAAAAAAAAGUCGUGUUUGUGCCACUCCUCUGCACCCCCCGCCAUCAGGCACUGCCGCCCUGACGGGAUGAAGCAAGAGAAGCCAACCGAUAAUUAUCCCCCUCCGCGCACACAUCCAAGCAAUCAUCUUUCCUCCAUCUCAACCAACAUCUCCCUCUCAACAACAACCAUCCACUCCUCACCUCCCUCUCUACCUCCCUCCGACAACACCCAUUACUGAGCUUCUUCCCCAACUUGGAUUGUCUGGUCAUACCCCGUACCGUCCGCGUUGCUAUCUUUUCGAUCCUUUGAUAGCCACCGCGGGGAAUUGCGAUUAUGGCCACUGACGUGUCCCGUCAUCCUGCCACUGGAUCUAAUGCAUCCUCUGGAAACUCCAAGGAGCACCACCAGCACAAAGGCCGGAAGCCUUUCAGCGCGUUGAUGAAGCGGCUUGCAAACCUCAAAGGUUCUAAUUCGAACCAUAAUGCAAAUAGCAAUCCUUCCCCCACUAUCCGGAUCGGUAGCGGCCAGCGCUCGGCUUCUUGUCCUUCGGCUCCUCCAAAUUACCCUUAUUCGUCAAAACCACCUAAGGAUACCCUCCCGCCGCCCUCUAGUUCCUCGUCGGCCGUUGAAUCAUCGCAUCUGUCAUUCGCUGUAGCUCAAGGGUUCCAGGAGCCUAGUCACUCUCUUUCAAGUACAAAUUCCAAUCAUUCAUCUCCUCAUCAUUCACCUACCCAUCCCCCAUCGGAUAAGUCCCAUCCUGCUCCGUCAAACACUACAGCAACGACAUCGGCCUUUUCUUCCCCGACUCCUUCUGUGCGCUCGCUGACCACUACGUUAACAACUAUACAAUCCACCGCGCCAGGUUCCCUUUUGCACACAAACUACAAUCCCCAUCCACAUCACCACCAUAACCCCCAUGGCCCUCCUGUGCUUUUUCAACACCAAUUUCCGUCUACCCCGAGUGCCAAUGGGCCACCGACGAGUCCUAGUCCAAUCGCUCACCUGAACGGUAGCUCGCUGCACCCCCUGAAUUACAACACAGCUACGGCGAAUAAUCUCUUGACCGAUAAUGCUUCUAUCAUUACCCUUGCAUCUUCAUCUAAGCGGCGACGUCGUCAUUCGUUGGAUACUGAUGCAUCUGUCCGUGCUCUUGCUCCAUCUUCGCUGUGGGGCGGUUCAAGAGAAUCGCUUCCGCUUUCUGUUCUGAGCGGUAACCUUGAUGUCGGCCGGUCGGUUGCGGGCGAACGCGGUAGUUUGUAUGGGGGCACUUCAUUUGCAUCAAGGGGAGGCGAUGCGGGCAGUAUGCGAGAUUACGGUUCUGGUAGUAUUAUGGGCGAGAUUUCUGGAACCCCUGGUAAUAACGGUACCACCGCAGCUGCUACGGGAAGCCCUUUGGGAAACAGAGAGAGUCUACAGCUGGGUCGUACUAGCAGACGAAGCAGUGGAUGGGGCGCUGAAACUAUCAACCCCGGUGAUGAUUGUGACGACGAUGAUGGAAGAAGUCUAAGUGCCCGGAGUGCGAGCUUAAGGGUUGAUGGCGAGACCUUCGACGCCAUCAGUAUGAAGGACGGGAGCAGCAACGUAGGCGUCUGGCAUGGUGUGUUUGGGAGAGUUGAGGGCAGAGGCGAGAAUGGCGUUGGAAACGAAGGAGAUAAAGGAAUCAAGGAGGGUAAGCAGUAAAGGGUAGAAUCUUUCAAGUGUACGGCUUUCCAUCCGAUUCCCGAAUUUUUUCGAUCUCCCUUAUCCGAUCCCACAAAUUUUAUAAUUGAAUUUCUCUCGUGGGAUGUGUGGCUUGCUUAACAUCACGUUUUUAAUUUGGGGUUCCUCUCCAUUCUUUUCUAUCGAGGGUUCUAGCCUUUAGUUAACCCUUAGCGGAUGGGCUCCGGGGUUUCUCUCCUUCCUUUCUUUCUUUUUUGCCUGGUGCUUCAGCUUUUCCCUAUUGCUUCUCUUAUGACGCUUCGUUUUCUUAUUAUUACAAUACAAUACCCUGGCACAGGCUCUCUUGUGCCAGCUUAGCUCUUAGUACGUUAUGAUGGUGCUUUUGUACCUUUAAACGGGGAAAAUGGAAAUUUGGAGUUUUUUCCCCCCU
Molecule: messenger RNA, 2111 nt
Organism: Tuber melanosporum (Perigord truffle)
Lineage: Eukaryota; Fungi; Ascomycota; Pezizomycetes; Pezizales; Tuberaceae
Exons: 2
Coding region: 356-1702 (448 amino acids)
Source: RefSeq, a predicted model, not a curated record